This is a messenger RNA of Botrytis cinerea B05.10, 2692 nucleotides long. RefSeq lists its product as hypothetical. NCBI's taxonomy places the organism in Eukaryota, Fungi, Ascomycota, Leotiomycetes, Helotiales, Sclerotiniaceae. Bases 1142 to 2395 code for a protein of 417 amino acids. The transcript has 3 exons. The record is from RefSeq and is a predicted model, not a curated record.
GAGCGUCGACCCUCAUCAUCAAAAAUAGAAAAAUAACUGGGUCUCCAAAGGUUACCCCGCAGUUAUGCGUCGCUGCUAAAUUUUGAUUGAACCGACAUGCUUUAUUUUGGAUCAAACCCGCAGUUCUAACUUUUUCAACGCGUUCAUCCGGUCGACAACGUGUUUCGGCAACCAGAUAUCCCACGAAUAUUCCGAGAUUUGAAUAUGGUUCAUCACUGAAUUUGGCAUCAGCUUCUUAUAAUCCUGUGGUUGGAACUUUCAAGAGAAGCUCCCUCCUUCCCUCUCUUUAAUAGCGCCAACAUAUUGUUCAGAUCUUUGUUCGACAGGACUGCAAGUUCUUUCUAUUAGGAGGAUGAAAAGAGUUAUCUGAAGUUAUGAUUCGCAUUCACAGCGAUACCGUGCUGUUCUUCGAGAUAUUGGCAAUAUUAAAUUCAACGACCGAACAAUCAUGUCAAAUUCCAAACUAGAUUUUUCAAAGUAGGAACAGGACUUCUUCAAGCAGAAACUAAAGGAUUUGGGUGAAUAUGGCAUGGUACGGCCGCAUUUUCCGUGCCAGUCGUGAUAGCAGUCGUGAUAGAGCGGGCAUAUCGGCCAUCACACCCUUUGCUUACACAAGCACCAAUCAACUCCAUUAUGUAUACUGACAAAUGCUAAACCAACCAACUCCGCAAAUUCUUGCAGAAGGAUUCAAACAACCAACAUGAUCGUGUAAUCACACAUUAGCCUGGGUAUAUUCUAAAACCACUCGACCAAGAAGGAUCACGUGAGAAUAUAAUCAGGCUGUGGUUAUCAUAGGAGUAAGUCGGCUGGGAUGCAUAAGCCCUUGAUAUUGGGGCCCGAAGAUGGGGCUGACGUGAAGCAACCUGCUUAUCCCUUAGUCUCUCCAUGUACAAUUGGACAGUAUCUUCAAGGUGAAGGCUGGGCACCUGUAUAUGGAUCCUGCAGAUUUCCAAUCAUCUGAUAUCCACAUUCCAUGAUGUGUAUCCAACAGUUGGCGUCGGUAUGACACGUUUAAAUAGCAGGCCACGUUCUCUUUCUCAUCUGAAUAUCUCAUUGCAAAACAUACAUCCCUUUCUUCUCUAAAUCUCCAUUGCAAAUCACACCUCACCUAUUACGAAAAUCGGAAACAGUAUCUCAAACUAUGGCUAGUCUAGAACAGCAAUUCGAAGCAGCAACCUCAGCUCGAGAGAUCCCUGGUGUUGUGCUUCUUGCCAGUAACGUCGAUGGAACAUUCAAAUACGAAAGGGCAAUUGGCCCAGCAACCCCAAACUCUCAAAUUGAGCUUGACUCAACCUUCGUCAUGGCAUCAUGCACAAAGCUAAUAGCUUCUAUCGCCGGUUUGCGGUGCGUAGAGCAGGGACAAAUUGGUCUUGACGACGAUUUGUCUCCCAUCCUAACAGAGUUCAAAGAUAUCCAAAUACUGGAGGGCUUUGAAACUGGAGCAGAUGGAAGGGAAAUUCCUAUUCUCAAGCCAGCUAAGAACAAGGUCACUCUAAGACAGCUUCUCACUCACACAUCGGGAUUCGGCUACGAUAGUUACACACCAGAACUCGUCCGAUUCCGCGCCUCUCAAGGUAUCGACUCCGUUCAUACCCAUCGAACCGAGAUGUUAAAGGCAAUCACUCUUCCCCUUGUGUUCGAGCCCGGUACAUCUUGGACCUAUGGGUACAGUCUCGAAUGGGUAUCUGUUCUUGUUACUCGUCUCAACAACGGUCAAUCCUUAGAAGACUAUGUUCAAACCCACAUUUUCAACCCCCUCAAUAUCAACGACAUAACUUUCCACCGCGACCGCAACCCACACGUUCAAGAAAAGCUCGUGAAAAUGACAGUUCGCAGUGGUUUAGACAAUCCCAAACCAGCCCUCGCAUUUCCAAGCGAAGGCAAUGGGAAAGUAGACUGGACCGAUGAACUUGUAUACAUCAUAGAACAAAAAGAUUGUUUUGGCGGCCAGGGACUUGCCGGUUCCGCAAGUUCGUAUCUCAAAAUUCUGACAUCUCUUCUUCGCGACGAUGAGCUUCUCCUCAAGAAAUCCACCACAGCGGAAAUGUUCAAACCACAGCUCUCGGAAAAAGUGGUAAAGGAUUUAUCUGCCAGUUUCGUGAGCGCAGAUUACUGGCAAGGAAAGUUUGCUAGUCAGACAUCGGGACUAAAAUUGAACCAUGGAUUGGGUGGAUUACUCAUAGAAGAAGAUAUUGAAGGAAGCAGGAAGAAAGGUACCCUGACCUGGAGCGGAUUACCAAAUUUAUUGUGGAGUAUCGAUAAAGAGACGGGACUGGUGUGUUUCUAUGCUAGCAACGUGUUACCUUUUGGGGAUCCCAAGAGUCAUGAGAUGCAACAGCUGUUUGAGAAAGAGAUGUAUAAGAGAUUUGGCGAGUUUCAGAAGACGUUGAAUUGAGGCUGAUAGAGAGCUUGCUUCAGGGUCUCGCUUAUGUCUUCAUUUUGAUUUCGGAUUUCUAGUUCUUAUUAUCCAAUCUACUACAAAACAUUGAAUACCUGUGUAUAGCCAUGCCGUCUUAAAACAUGCUAUUGAGAUUAACUUCAAUAUUUAAAAUCGUCCACCGCCAUAUACAAACUACAACCAGAUAGAUACGAAACCUAGAAGAGAAACUUACGAUACAGCUAGACAAAUCCAGACACUGAGGACUAGGACUUCAACUCGAGAAAUCCAUCACCAACCCAUCCCUCCUCUCCA